AUGAGCUCAGAAAAGGAGGUCGUCUCUGGACCACCAGCUCCCGAACUCCUGGACGAGCGAAUCUGGUUGGAUGGAUGCUGGGACUUCUUUCACCACGGCCAUGCCGGCGCCAUGCUGCAGGCACGCCAGCUGGGCAGCGAGCUAUACGUGGGAGUGCACUCGGACGAGGCCAUCCUGGAGAACAAGGGACCCACCGUCAUGAACUUGCACGAACGUCUCGCUGCGGUGGAUGCUUGUCGCUGGGUCACCCAGUCGGUGGCUCAUGCGCCCUAUGUCACGGAGCUGUCCUUCAUAAGCCACUUUGGAUGCAAGUAUGUCGUUCACGGCGACGAUAUCACCUCGGAUAGCAACGGCGAGGACUGCUAUCGAUUCGUCAAGCAAGCAGGCCGGUUCAAGGUGGUGAAGCGCACCCCGAGCAUCUCCACAACGGAUCUGGUCGGCCGCAUGCUGCUGUGCACCCGGACGCACUUCAUCAAGUCACUGCAGAAGAUGCUCGCUGGCGAGGAGGGCAACGGAACUGAGGCUGAGAGAAACGCCGAGGGUGAGGCGAUGACGAACCGCAUCAACCAAUACGCCACCGAUGAGACCGGAAAAGACCCCGGUGUGGAUGUGUACUUCUGGUCCGCGUCCAAUGCGGCGAAGGUCGAGGAUACCGAAGAGGAAACCGGGUCGUUCCGCCAGUUGUUGAAAGGCAAGGGUCCUAAACCGGGUCAAAGGGUCGUCUACGUCGAUGGAGGAUUUGAUCUGUUUUCUAGUGGUCACAUCGAGUUUCUUCGACAAGUUGUUGUGGCGGAAGAGGGCCUGGCUCGGAAGGACGGCUGGUACGACCAGCAGGCCGUCGACGAGCGCCUUGGGAAAGGCGCCGACUACGGUCCUGUCUUCGUUGUCGCUGGUGUACACGACGAUGAAGUCAUCAAUCACUGGAAAGGCAUCAACUACCCCAUCAUGAACAUAUACGAGCGCGGACUUUGUGUCCUCCAGUGCCGCCACGUCAACGCGGUCAUAUUUGGUGCGCCAUUCUCCCCGACAAAGUCGUACCUCGCGGCGUUGCCUUGGGGCACCCCGGAUGCUGUGUACCACGGGCCGACUGCGUUCAUGCCCCUCUCGUACGACCCAUACUCAGCGCCCAAGGAAAUGGGAAUCUUCAAGCAGGUCACGCAACACACCUUCCAGGACGUCAACGCCGGCACGAUUGUGCAACGUAUCAUGAAGAGCCGGGAUCUCUACGAGGAGCGGCAACGGAAGAAGGGCGUCAAGGCGGUGGGUGAGGCCUCGCAGAGACACAGAGAGGUGUUAGAGGAGGAACAGCGCCUUAAGGAAGAGAAGAUGAGCGCGACAUGA
Anthostomella pinea is the source of this 1341-nucleotide messenger RNA. Lineage: Eukaryota; Fungi; Ascomycota; Sordariomycetes; Xylariales; Xylariaceae. The record is from the annotation of a GenBank genome assembly.